AUGAUUUUUCUUUGCAAGGUGAUACAAUAUCUAUCUAUCUAUCUAAUUCUGUUCAAUAUCUAUCUAUCUAUCUAUCUGCGUCUGUUCAUUAUCUAUCUAUCUAUCUAUCUAUCAAUUUGUACCUAUCUAUUCUGUUCCUAUCUAUCUAUCUCAAUAUGUUCAUAUCUAUCUAUCUAUCUAUCUAUCUAUCUAUCUCAGUCUUUCCAUAUCUAUCUAUAUCGGUCUGCCCAUAUCUAUCUAUCCCAGUCUGUCCAUAUCUAUCUAUCUAUCUAUCUCAGUCUGUUCAGUAUCUAUCUAUCUCAUUCUUUUCAGAAUCUAUCUACCUAUCUCAUUCUUUGCAGUAUCUAUCUAUCUAUCUCAUUCUUUUCAGAAUCUAUCUACCUAUCUCAUUCUUUUCGGUAUCUACCUACCUAUCUAUCUCAUCUGCUUCUAUCUGUCUAUCUAUCUGAGUUUGUUCAUAUCUAUUUAUUUAUCUAUCUGAAGAUGUUUAUCUUUCUCAGUCUGUUUAUAUCUAUCUCAGUUUAUAUCUAUCUAUGUUCAUUAUCUAUCUAUCUAUCUAUCUAUCUAUCUAUCUAUCUAUCUAUCUAUCUAUCUAUCUAUCUCAGUCUAUUUAUCUAUCUGAAGAUGAUUAUCCAUCCAUCUCAGUUUAUAUCUAUCUAUGUCUGCUCAUUAUCUAUCUAUCUAUCUAUCUAUCUAUCUAUCUAUCUGAGUCUGUUCACUAUCUCUCUAUCUGAGUCUGCUCAUCUAUCUAUCUGA
Acanthosepion pharaonis is the source of this 756-nucleotide messenger RNA. The record is from the annotation of a GenBank genome assembly. Lineage: Eukaryota; Metazoa; Mollusca; Cephalopoda; Sepiida; Sepiidae.